Phragmites australis (common reed) is the source of this 582-nucleotide messenger RNA. RefSeq lists its product as uncharacterized. The transcript has a single exon. The record is from RefSeq and is a predicted model, not a curated record. Lineage: Eukaryota; Viridiplantae; Streptophyta; Magnoliopsida; Poales; Poaceae. The coding region runs from base 1 to 582 and encodes 193 amino acids.
AUGGCUGAGUGCCACCCUACCGCGACACCGGUGGACACUCAUGCCAAGCUAUCCGGCCAUGAUGGUGCUCUGGUGGUUGACCCUUCCGACUACCGCAGCAUUGUGGGUGCUCUCCAGUACCUGACGCUCACUCGCCCCGACCUGGCAUAUCCCGUUCAGCAGGUGUGUCUUUUUAUGUAUGAUCCGCGUGAGCCCCAUCUCGCGUUGAUCAAGCGCAUAUUAAGAUACGUCAAGGGGACCAUCGACUCCGGCCUUCAUCACGGUGUCUCCCUAGUGACUUCACUCACCGCCUACUCCGACGCCGAUUGGGCAGGCUACCCCGACUCCCGGUGUUCCACCUCUGGCUAUUGCGUCUACCUCGACGACAACCUCGUCUCCUGGUCGUCCAAGAGACAGAUCACGGUGUCCUGCUCGAGCGCAGAAGCCGAGUAUCGUGCUGUUGCUCACACCAUAGCCGAGUGCUGUUGGGUGUGGCAACUCUUGCAGGAGCUUCAUGUUCCUGUUGCUUCAGCGUUGUCGUCUAUUGCGACAAUGUCAGCGCUGUCUACAUGUCGACAAAUCCCGUUCAACAUCGCUGCAUGA